This is a messenger RNA of Salvia hispanica, 1145 nucleotides long. RefSeq names its product rac-like GTP-binding protein RHO1. The record is from RefSeq and is a predicted model, not a curated record. Gene Ontology annotation, biological process: small GTPase-mediated signal transduction. Lineage: Eukaryota; Viridiplantae; Streptophyta; Magnoliopsida; Lamiales; Lamiaceae. Gene Ontology annotation, molecular function: GTPase activity; GTP binding.
UUUCAAUUCCAAUUCCAAUUUCAUUUUCAUUUUCGAAAGAGAGAGAGAGAGAUUGAAUGGCAGCAGCAUUUCCCGGCUAAAUAAGGGUGUAUUUGAUAUUUGCCAACUGCUGAUCCGAUCAGGUCUUCACCGGAAGAUCUGAAUACAGGGAGAGAGUGGAAGAAGAAUGAGCGCGUCGAGAUUCAUAAAAUGCGUCACGGUCGGCGACGGCGCCGUCGGGAAGACAUGUCUAUUGAUUUCCUACACCAGCAACACCUUCCCCACGGAUUAUGUACCAACUGUAUUUGAUAAUUUCAGUGCAAAUGUUGUUGUUAAUGGUGCUACUGUCAACCUAGGCCUAUGGGAUACUGCUGGACAGGAGGACUACAAUAGAUUAAGACCAUUGAGUUAUCGUGGAGCUGAUGUUUUCAUUUUGGCAUUUUCUCUUAUAAGCAAGGCCAGCUAUGAAAAUGUUUCCAAGAAGUGGAUUCCUGAAUUGAAGCAUUAUGCUCCUGGUGUCCCUAUCAUUCUUGUUGGCACAAAACUAGAUCUUCGAGAUGACCAGCAGUUCUUUGUUGACCAUCCAGGUUCUGUACCAAUCACUGAAGCACAGGGGGAGGAGCUGAGGAAGUUGAUUGCGUCUCCUUCUUACGUUGAAUGCAGUUCAAAGACCCAACAGAACGUUAAACAAGUUUUUGACGCUGCCAUUAAAGUUGUACUCCAACCGCCAAAGACAAAGAAGAAGAAGGGAAAGGCUCAAAAGGCUUGUGCUAUAUUGUGAUCAGCAUAUUAGGUGUAAUGAUAUGACCACCAAUAUAAUAUCUCUCUCUCAUGCUCCUCCCUGCCACAUCGUGCCAUUUUCCGUUUCUUUUGCCACAGAAGAGAACUAGGAGUGCCCCUUCCAUCAAAGCUCGCUUCCGUCAGUGGAAGUAUAGGUGGAUCAAGUCUCUGCUUUGUGCUUUGAUAUCCAAAGUGUUACCUCAAUACUUUUAGGCCUGCCCUCUUUUAAUUCGUUCUUUUCUUUCAUUCGUUAAUCAGACCAAGGUUUUGUGAUGUUGGCUACUGUUAAGGGUUCUUACAUGACAUUCUGUCGUCUUCGACUUGAUUUAUAUUUUUAUAUAUAUACAUAUAUAGAAACACACAUUUAUACAAAUUCCUUUUGUCAA